Pseudophryne corroboree (corroboree frog) is the source of this 3452-nucleotide messenger RNA. It is a transcript of the gene PRRT4, whose product is annotated as proline rich transmembrane protein 4. The coding region runs from base 398 to 3202 and encodes 934 amino acids. The transcript is spliced from 3 exons. The record is from RefSeq and is a predicted model, not a curated record. NCBI's taxonomy places the organism in Eukaryota, Metazoa, Chordata, Amphibia, Anura, Myobatrachidae.
GGAGAGGUGGUAUGGGGGAGGGAGAAGCACAGAGAUGGAUCUGGUUUAGUAAUGGAAAUCAUUCGUGGGAAGCGGUAAGGUUGCACACAGUGUGGAAAGCAGGAUCAGGAGGACACAGGACUCACCACCAUGGAUGUGGAGGAGUAAGUGAUGCAGCUUCGUUCAUGACCUGUGGGGAAAUGACUGUAAUCCCGCCGCUCAGUGCGUAUACAUGCACUCGCACUGCUGUGCCUGCUACACGUCGCUAGGAAUGGGUGAUCGCUGUUACCACGACUCAUUUAUUCUAUGCUACAUAGACACAUGUCUUGCACACAUGCAUCUCUGCAUUUAUGACUGUUUGUGCUGGCAGAGAAGACUGAGUCCCCGGUGACAUUCUGUUGAUACAAGACGAAACGUCAUGGGUUCAACAUACUGGAUAUCAUUAAACUUCAUUUUCUUGGCUUGUCUACACAUGAACCUCCAGGAGGUAGCACCAACUGAAAAUCUUCAAUGGGCAGAUGCACAACAUUCUGUCUCGACAGCAGGUAUUGUGCCAGAGAGAGAGUAUUCUUCUACACUGCCAUCUGCAUGGCUUCAUAGUAAUGAAGCACCAUUUUUGGAUGAAAGCCAAACAGACCUGCAUGUGUUGCUUGAUACAUCCAAUACAGUGUCCACUAUAGAAUCAGACCAGCUUCAGAAUGAUAUGUUGCUUUUUGACAAAAACUUGGUAGAUAAUGACCAUGUACAGACAACCACUGCCAAUUAUGAACUAACUGACCAAUAUCUGACUGAGGUUGCUAUUGAAGAACCGCCAACUGUGCCUCUUAUGACAGAAUCUCAGUUAUCAGUAUCUGAAUGGCCCGAAAUAUCUUCACCAUUCUCUACAUAUACCUUUACCACUGCCUUCAAGUCUUCACCAGAGCCUACUCAUGAGAUAGAAUCCAACUUGAACAAAACAUCUCACCCUUUUUUUGAAGGUGAUAGUAUACAGCCCAUACAUACAACGGCUUUGAACCAUUUGUCUCUUCAAAAUGUUGUGUCUGCGAGCCCAUCACUGCCAUAUAGCUUGGAGCAAACAGUCACUGACCACCAGACACCUGAAGAUAAUCACACAAAGAUAUUAUCUUUGGAACUGCCCAAAAAGGACCAAAAUACCAGUGAAAUACUAGCUGCUGCAGACACCACAAGUGUUAUAUUUCAGAUAGUUCCCGAAGAACUUUUGGAAAAUUCAGCAGAGGAAGACCAGUAUCGGACAUAUGAGGGAAUAUCCAGCUUACCAUCAGCAGUGGCAGAAAACAUCACUGAUCCUGGUUUUAUUUCACAUGGCUCAACAUCACCAACUGAUUCCUCUUCAUGGGACUGCCACCACUCUACUUUUGAGAAAUGUGACUUCAGCAUGACACAGAGGCCAACUGCUCUUGAAAUAAACCCCACUCUUAAUGGAUAUACGCCUCUUCUUUCUUCUCCUCCAAUAUUUAUUACUCUGCAUGCUGAUUGGAAUACGUCUGUGGCUGACUGGGGUGUGGCCUGGGAAGCCCUCGUAUAUGGCUCUGUGGGCCUUUAUGGAUCAGUGGCUCUGCUGGCUUUACUGUCUAUUUUUUGUCUUGUGUUUAGAUGCCCAUCCGGUGGUUUUUAUUUCUCAAUAUUACAUCUGCUAUUGAUAUCUUUAGGCAGCAGCCGAGCUUUUACCCUUUUUUAUGAUGCAUAUGGCCACCGAGAUCGUCUCCCAGUUUUCACUGCUUUGCUACUGCAUGACCUGGCCUUCCCUUGUAUGACCUCAAGUUUCAGUAUUGUCUUCCUAUUGCUGUGUUCAAGAUGCCGCCUUCAACAAUCAACACCAAGCUUCACACGGAUCUGCAUCUUUACUUCAGCAGCUUUUCUUCACUUUAUCACCACUGGAGGAGCAGUUGUAGUUGUUGACCUUUUACAUCAGUUCCCCUUCCUUCUUCUGGUGUCCCGGGGAGUCUAUGUGGUAUUAACUGUACUCCUUUCUCUAUGCUUCUUCAUUUUUUGUUGCAUAGCAAGGACACAAAACACUCAAAUCUAUGACCUCAAGAGCUCUGCUCCUCCUACAGAAUAUACCAGUGGCUGCCCUUUCACUAGCGUAAAAGAUUGGAGCCGAGCAACUUACAUUGUUCUGUUGUCUGCUUGUUUUGGUCUUCUGAAUGCCGGGCUUCAAACUUAUGCAGUGCUCUAUGCCAUGGGCUAUGGUGGGUCCAUUGUUUUUGGGCCCUGGCCCUGGUGGGCUUUCCAGUUAAGCUCAAGUCUUUGUGAAGUGGGCAUCUGUCUACCCCUUGCACUCAUAGGGGCCUACCCAAUUUUUUGUGCCAAUGAGAUGGGGAGAACCAACUGUUGGACCCAGUUAUUCCGGCUUUCCCCCGGCCAUGUGACAAUGAAGGCACCUAUUUUACAGACCAACUCCCAGUGGGCUUCCUCUCAACAUGAGAAGUUGCUGAUUUGUGACACCAUUGCUAGGAGUGACUCAGAGUUCUUUCCACUAUACACCCUAGUAGAAAAACGCUUAAGUCAUGAAGAAGACCUGAGCCUAAUUUACCACAGCAGCAAAAGCCUUGAGGUUCAAGGUUUAAGCCUUCAUCCUGUUUCCAAAACACCAUCAUUUAUCAGUGUCCAAAUGGACAGUGACUCCACAGUUGACUUUCGGCCUCCAUCUCCAAUCAACCUGCGCCGCAGCAUUGAUGAGGCACUCUUCAGUGAAGCUUUGAUACCCAAGAGUCUUUUCCAUGGCACUACCUUGUCCAGUAGCCUUUCCCUCACCGUCAAAAGUGCCACACUGCUGGAAGACUGUGUCUUUAUAGAAAAGGCAGCUGACCGAGGGCUUUACCGGACUUCUUCCUGCAUGGAGAUUGAAACAGGUCUGCCAACAAUUCAACCCAUACCGAGUACUAGCAGGCAUGACACUCCAGCAUCCUCUUCUCCAGGGAUAUGGAGGGGAGAACAAAGCACAGCUAGUUCUCUGUGUAAAAUGUCACUGGAUGGAUCAUCCUUGGUGCUUUGUUCCAGCCCUGAACAUAUCACAUCCUGCCCUGAAGGAAAGCAGGAGCCUGAAUGGAAAUCAAAGGCGGUAUAUCACACACUGACUCCACCAUCUCAGGAGUCAUUGGAUGUUACUGCACAACCAGGAAGUAAUUUAAGAGAAGAUUUGAUAGAUGUUUUUGGACCAAUAGAUGCUCUGAGUGUUUGCAGUGACACCAUUGACUUGUAAAUUAAAUUAAGAAAUAUAUUAUAGGAGAGGGAUAAUUCCAACAACAAAUAGUUUAAUGACCCUGUUGCUGCUUGCUGGAAACUGUCAAAAAGAAAUCUCACAUAUGAUGCACAUAUAUUGGGCAGAUGUGGUUAUUGUUUGUUUAAAUAUGGGAGUUUUAUUGAUCCUAGUAAAUGAUUAGAAAAUGUAUCUAGAUUGCACCCUACAUAUUUUAUAUAUUUAAUCAUUAAAAACUUACAUCUUUACUUUA